Molecule: messenger RNA, 5188 nt
Organism: Limulus polyphemus (Atlantic horseshoe crab)
Lineage: Eukaryota; Metazoa; Arthropoda; Merostomata; Xiphosura; Limulidae
Exons: 4
Coding region: 340-2976 (878 amino acids)
Source: RefSeq, a predicted model, not a curated record
CUGUGAGUGCCUCAAGUGGAAGCAUAUCUGUUGAUAAUACUUUAUUAGAACAGCACCGAAUUUACAACAUUUGUAUGUAUUUUUUUUAUACCGACUGGGUGUGAGAAUAGAACCUGUUUCAGAAUUCAACAAAGGUCCUUCGGGGGAGUUCGUCGAUGUGUCGUGGCUGAUCAGGUCGUUACAGAGGAACAAAAUAUCUUUUGUCAGUGAAGUUGUGUUUUAUUUGAUGGUCGUUAAAUCGUAGUAUCAAAUUAAUCAAUUGUUGUUGUUUGAUGUGACAAUUAAUCAUUGGACGUCCACAAAAUCUGUCGGAACUGAAGUAACCUAUCAACUGUUACCAUGCCAUUCGUUACAAAUACUAACAGAAGACACCAGAGGGCAUUCUCACUGACAUGCCGUAGGCCACGCCUCAAUAACCUAUUUUCAAUAUGGUAUUGCGUCAUGGCUUUCGUCUUUCAAAUCUACAUUAUUGUCAACAGUAUACACCAGUUUAUUAAACAUAUUGCUUUGCCAUGGCCAGUGGAUGACCAACCGUUCGUGGAGUUAAACGCAUAUGUUGCCUUUAUUGGAGCAGCGUUGAUCCUGCUACCAUUCUUCGUCGUUGCUGGCAUUAUCAAAGUUGGAAACUUUCCUAAUGAUGGCGGGAAGUGGGGCAGAGACGCUGAUGAAGACGGGGCUAUCUACCAAAACUUGCGCAGAGCUAAGCCAAGAAGAUGGUUGAGGAUGAUCUGGAAACAUGGCGGCCCGACAGCACCGUUCCUUCACGUUUGUACAGCGUUCUGCUUGCUAUUACCCAGGGUGUUGAUCCAGGCCAGAUUGAUCCAGCACGGAUUCUUGGGUAAAGCUAAUCUUUGGAAUACGGAUUUGGACUUCAUGAUCACCCACAAGGAUCGAUUAGUGACCCUUAAGUUUCUGUCCACGAUAAACGAAACUGAGGUGUGGGGGAAGGAAGCAGCAGAACAACAACUCAGACCCAAAGCAGUGACCGAAGAUCAAUUGGAAGACAUAACUCCUGUCUCAGCAGAGUUUCUAAAUUACGGACUGGCUUUAUUUGUGUACGCAGUUCGCUAUCCCUCCGUUUUCUGGAAGGUCAACAAGAGUUUCACUUUAUUCUUUUCGAUUCAGACAGUUCUGACUGCCUUGCAACAGCUGUUAGCCUUCACUGGGUUCACGGUUCUUUACAAAGUUAACAUGUACGGACCUACAGAGGUCCUCCUGAGGUUCAGUCCGCUUCUUCUGAACAUUUCACAGAGCUUACUACUUUUCUUUAUUUAUAAUAUGAUUUUAAUGAUGUCCUCCAGCAUUCUUUAUCUCUAUGGUCUCCAGAAAUUCCACGAAUUCGAAGAACAAAAAAUCCAAAAACGUCACGUCACCUGGACAGAGGAAUCUCGCCGUCUCUGGGGUUACAUUCCUCAUCUGAGCGCUCUCCUGAUUCUUCUCCUGGUGAUCUCGAUCUCUGCACCUUUGAUGUACGACUAUACGAUGGUUUACUGUGGAAGUCUAGAUGGAGCAGUAUUUGCUGGUGUGAUAGGCACCGUAAUGCAUCUCUUGCUUUGGGUAUUGCUUUGGUUAGGCCUCACCGUGAAACAGUCAUGGAGAUUCAGAACAGCCAAAGGUCAAAACUGCCCACUAGACUGUAGUGGACCAAGAGCAGCUAAUGACUGUGAACUGGAAAUGUUAAACGACACCAAAGAAUUACCACUACUGGUUAUCGAAAAUGGACAGACUUACCAUAUAAGAGAAAAAACGUCUAAAGAAGCUAUUAUAGACAUAGCACUAAUGUCGACGACUCGUGAAAAAUCACCAGAUGACAAUGGAGACAUCUACUGGCUGAAACCUAAGUUUCCUCUCCCAAAGAAUACUGAUGGUCUACCAGAAGAAGACAGAAUGUCAUUGCCCAAAAUUUCUCGAAAAUCGUCUUUCUCCAAAGAGCAGAAAGUAACAUUUGAAGAUAGGCUACCUGGAUCUUCCUUAAGACGAGUGAGAUCACUUAAUAGCAAAACUCCAAGCGUUAUUGGUAAACUUAGAAAACCCCAAGUUAAGUUUGAAGAAUGUUCUGAUGUGAACUCGGACAUUGGAGAUUAUACAACUCUAAGGGAACUUAUCAGAACCAAAGAUGGUGGAUUUGAGAGACCUUCCUUAAAGAGUAUGAGUCCCUUCCGUUUCAAUGGAAGUACACGCCCUCUGUUGGACGAAGGAGAGUACACUUUACUUCUUGACAACCGUCGAUGUUCUAAUAGGAUUUUGGCUCCUGUUGUUGUCCAUAAUGGUCUCCAGUCUUCUCCCGGGAACUCAACCCCACAUAGUACUCUCAGCACGGAUUCUGGAAUCACUAAAGGCCAUGGAGACGAGAACAACUCCCGAGAUAAUCUGACGCCCAGAUCAGGUUCUAACAAUGAAGCUCUUGAUAAAGCAGCUAGCGACUCCUCUAGUGGUGUUCACUCCAACUGCAGUAUGGCUGACAAGCGGUCUUCUAGUCUAGAAAACAUACCAGCUAUGGAUCCACCAAAGUUCAGGUGGAAGAGUUUGUCAUUACAGCGGACUGUGGCUCCACCUACAGGCAGUGACUGUACUGGUGGAUCCACACUAUUAUCCUCGUUGCUACCAAAUAGUACGUUAUAUGAUAACCCAUACGAAUUAACUGUGGGUAUCAGACACCCAAAUAACCGAGUUAUCAGUGGUAAGAAUGUUGGUAGUAGAUUUGGUCGGACUACAAAUAAACGUUUGACCCCAGUUAAUGACCAGUCUGACUAUAUAGAAGGUCCAUUGCUCACUAAUUCUGUAAAAAACGAAGCUACGUCUUUUUGGACCCAACAUUCUACUGCGGACGGUAAUGAAUUGUUCAGUAAAAAUCAGUUUGUCGGUCAACCUAUGCACAGUGAGAGGUCAGCUUUGAGUGAACAAAAAAGAAGAGAUUCAGCCAACUAUUCGUUAGCCUCCUCCGGAGAUUCGGACAAUAGCAUUCCUCGUUGUUGACCUCUUAAGAUCGGUAACAACCAUACAGUUUCAACAAUAUUUAAGCUGCAUCCAAACGGUAAUACCAAACACUAACUCGUUGGUUUUUAUUGAAAGUGAACGACUUUUUUUGUUAUCCAGAAAGGAUGUAAAUGAAGAGACAUUUUGUCGUUGAACGAUUCUUCCCGUGGAAGAAAAUAACUCUCAGAUGGAGAACAUGGCCGUGACCAGUGAAUAACACACUUCAAAUCACGCCUUCCUUUUAUUUCGUAAAUAUUUAAUUGCAACUUAUUGAACUAUCACAGGGCGCUGGUGAACUGAUUUACUCGGUGACCAAGGUCAUUGAUUCAGUGCUGUGUUGACCAAUGAUGUAUAUAAAGAGUAGGCGUUGUUUUGUUUGAUGUUAAGCGCUCAGUUACAAAAUAGGCUAUCAGCGUUUCGUCCACCGCAGAGAAUCGAACCCCGGAAUUUAGUGUUACAAGCUCUCGGGCUUACCGCUGAGCCAUUUGGGAAUUUUACAUCGUGUGUGGUAUUGUAUCUUAUUUAAAUAUUUGUAUUUAAAGAAUUCCAACGGAAACUGAAAUGUCACAAAAUACACCUGUUACAUUGCUCACUUGUUUUUAAUGUUGAUUUCUAUAACUAAUGAUUAUGUAUAGAAAAUGCGUUGUCCUAAAAAUGUAAAAAGAACUUAUGUUCCAACUUUGGAUGAGAUUAGGAAAAAGGUUGUAGUGUACAAUCAUUCCAAACCCUGAUAUUAUGAAGUUAGUCUUUUAUCAGCAUAUAUUGCACAACUCUGAAUUGUUUCUUUGAUAAUAUUUGUAUUUCUAAACUCAAAUCAUACUCCUUUUUGUAUUAUUCAGUAUUUGGUGGUUUUACUAACUAGCAAACAGUGGAAGUUAAACGUUUUAUUCGUCAUUAUACUUGUAAACAUUUCAGAAAAAACAGAUGGUUGUUUAAUUAAAAGCGACUUGAGCAGUUUUGCAUACUAAUAUUAACUGGUGUUUGUCUAGAUUUUCUAUAUUUUUUUACAAGAUUUUGAAGCUAUCUAAAAUACUUUUCACCCAAUUUAAUCAUCACCUUUUAAAUAUCUUAUAUUUCCAUAAUAAAUGAAAAAUUAUCGUGUAUCAUAGCGCCAUCUAGUUUAACCAAAUAUAACUGUUGAUAACACUUAUCAUUUUCAAUGGAUUGAAAAUGCUCUAAUUAUGCUAGAAAUGAGGUAUAAAAAUAGUUAAAAUUGGAAUGUCUAAAGUCUGUUAGUAUUACGAAACAACGAACGGUCAGAUCUGACUUAAUUUUUUUUAUAUUUUUUAUUGUUGUUACUGUUGUUGUUCUUGUGCCUUGUAGUUUUAAGCGACUUUAUUUGACAAAGUAUUUUUUUUGGAAAACAAAUAUAUUUCGUAAUGCCAGAUUCGGGUCACGUUUCUCCCGUUUUAUUUACAAGAAUCAACACGUCGCCAUUUUUUUUUUCAGAAAAUUGCGACUGUAUGUUUAUAUUCUUGUAUCACAGGAGCGCCACGUGUGUGAAUGAAAGGAACCACAACUUUAAGAUAUUGUUUUACAUGUUAUAUAUUACCAGAAUAUCGUUUCUGAUUCUACGGUACGCGUCUUCUUAUAACAUUAAACACCUACUAACCUUAAAAUAUCUCUCUUCAAAGAAUUGGUUUCUGACGGGAAGAGAGUGAAACCACGUGGUGUUUUACUACGGAAUCUGAGGCCAUAACCACGUGGUGUUUUACUACGGAAUCUGAGGCCAUUUAUUCAAACAAAGCAUAAAAAAGCAAUUUCGAUAGAUUAAAAUUUUGAAGAUAGCUCAAUCUUUCGGAAAAAGUGAGCAGUUUUAUCUAAAAAACUUCAUAGACAGGUGUGUUCUCUAGGAAUUUUUCUUGAAUUAAUUAAUGGUAAAUCGAUCGUAAAAGGAACUCCAAAUAAGGUUUGUAUAUAUAUAUAUAUGUAUAUAUAUAUAUUAGUAUAUUUAUUAUAUGUGACAAGUAUUGAUACAUUGAGCUUUUAUAACCAAUCAACUACUUGAUUGGGCUUGUCGUUAACUGCUACCGAUCUCAUUUCUAUACAGAAUAUGCAAGGACUUUUUCGAAUGACAAACUAAACUAGCAAUAAGCUUGCAUUUUCUUUUUAUUGAAAGUUAUAUGGUAAACUUUAAGCUUUAUCGUUGAGAUGUUAUAUUGCCUAAAGCUUUAGAUAAUGUAAUGAUGAAAAUGUUUUGCUAAUUUAAGAU